Ctenopharyngodon idella (grass carp) is the source of this 4331-nucleotide messenger RNA. RefSeq names its product cingulin-like protein 1. The coding region runs from base 1591 to 4170 and encodes 859 amino acids. Lineage: Eukaryota; Metazoa; Chordata; Actinopteri; Cypriniformes; Xenocyprididae. Gene Ontology annotation, cellular component: myosin complex. The transcript is spliced from 18 exons. The record is from RefSeq and is a predicted model, not a curated record.
UAGUGUGUGUGUGUGUGUGUGUGUGUGAGUGUGUCGUCAUCAUCUGUUUCUGCUGUGAACACACUCUUGUUCCUCUGCUGCUGUCAGUGUGUGUGUGUGUGUGUGUAUAUGUGUGUGUGUGUGUGUGUGUGUAGUGUGUGUGUGUGUGUGUGUGUGUGUGUGAGUGUGUCGUCAUCAUCUGUUUCUGCUGUGAACACGCUCUUGUUCCUCUGCUGCUGUCAGUGUGUGUGUGUGUGUGUGUAUAUGUGUGUGUGUGUGUGUGUGUGUAGUGUGUGUGUGUGUGUGUGUGUGUGUGUGUGAGUGUGUCGUCAUCAUCUGUUUCUGCUGUGAACACACUCUUGUUCCUCUGCUGCUGUCAGUGUGUGUGUGUGUGUGUGUAUAUGUGUGUGUGUGUGUGUGUGUGUGUGUGUGUGUGAGUGUGUCGUCAUCAUCUGUUUCUGCUGUGAACACACUCUUGUUCCUCUGCUGCUGUCAGUGUGUGUGUGUGUGUGUGUAUAUGUGUGUGUGUGUGUGUGUGUGUAGUGUGUGUGUGUGUGUGUGUGUGUGUGUGUGAGUGUGUCGUCAUCAUCUGUUUCUGCUGUGAACACGCUCUUGUUCCUCUGCUGCUGUCAGUGUGUGUGUGUGUGUAUGAGUGUGUGUGUGUGUGUGUGUGUGAGUGUGUCGUCAUCAUCUGUUUCUGCUGUGAACACACUCUUGUUCCUCUGCUGCUGUCAGUGUGUGUGUGUGUGUGUGUAUAUGUGUGUGUGUGUGUGUGUGUGUAGUGUGUGUGUGUGUGUGUGUGUGUGUGUGUGUGAGUGUGUCGUCAUCAUCUGUUUCUGCUGUGAACACGCUCUUGUUCCUCUGCUGCUGUCAGUGUGUGUGUGUGUGUAUGAGUGUGUGUGUGUGUGUGAGUGUGUCGUCAUCAUCUGUUUCUGCUGUGAACACGCUCUUGUUCCUCUGCUGCUGUCAGUGUGUGUGUGUGUGUGUAUGAGUGUGUGUGUGUGUGUGUGUGUGUGUGAGUGUGUCGUCAUCAUCUGUUUCUGCUGUGAACACGCUCUUGUUCCUCUGCUGCUGUCAGUGUGUGUGUGUGUGUAUGAGUGUGUGUGUGUGUGUGUGUGUGUGUGAGUGUGUCGUCAUCAUCUGUUUCUGCUGUGAACACACUCUUGUUCCUCUGCUGCUGUCAGAGUCUGUUGUCAGUCAGUACUGAGAGCUCAUUGAUGGUGAUGGAGUCAUUCAGACGCUCUCAGCUUGACCCGGUUCAGUCAGAUGAUUCGGGCUCGUUCGGGGUGAAGGUGCAGGUGCAGGGCAUCGCCGGCCGGCCAUAUGUGGUCCUGAACGCUCAGGGGACACGCGUGCCACGCUCUCCGGACUAUCCUGACGUCUUCCUGAUGGAGCAGCAGAGGCAGGAGUUUGUGUCCAGUAUGAGCGGUGGUGCUUCCAGUGCUCAAACUCCUCCACCGGAUCAUUAUAGAUCCCUGAGGACCUUCAGGAACCUGUCAGCAGCUCAGCUGCUGAACUACCAGAAGAACCCUGAGAUCCUCCGACCGUACGACCCCAGGAGCGGGACAGGUCUCUGGACGUGGCUGGUUCAGCAGCCCUUCCUCGCCCGUGAUGGUGAAGAGAGCCAGGAUCCCGCUGCCGGGAGCGGGAUUCGCAGGCCCGUCGGUGGAGAGCGUCCCCUGCCAGCCGUCUCAUAUCAUCUGCAGGCUGUCUGUCCCGGCCUCAGGUGGAGAGGUGGAGACGAACCACACCGGAUCCCCUCGGACCGGACGAGUUGCUCACCGGAGCAGAAUCACUCCUGAGGAAAAGAGGCGCUCCAGAAGCCUGGAGUCCAGAUUCACCGGCUCUGUUCCAGGGACUCCCGCUGUCGGAACGGAAGGCCCGGAUGUGAAGGCUGAGGUCACAGGGGUCGACUCAACAUCUGCAGGGGUGAGGUCAGAGGUCAAAGAAGAGACAGAGAGAACAGCUCAGGCCACUCCUGAUCUCCUGAAAGGACAGCGAGAGCUUCCGGAUCAGCCCGAUGAGGAAACCGCUAAACUGGUGAUGGUUAACUACCUCAAAGAUGGGUCCAGUGAGGGUGAAGCUGUUAUCAGGCGGCGGGUGGAGCUGAUGUUUGACCAGAUCAACACGCUGAAGUUUAGAGCGCUGGAGGAGUUUGAGUUUGCAGAUCCUCUGGAGGAGGUGAAUGAUCUCAGAGACAGAAGGGCGGCGCUAGAGAGCCACGUCUGUCACUUACAGCAGCAGCUGCAGGAAACACUGCAGAACCGCCAGAGUUUGCUUGAGGAGAAGGAGGAGAGAAACGCGGAGCUGGAGAGACUCCAGGAGGCGCUAGAGAGGAGCGAACAGGAGCAGGUGACGCUGCGACACAAGCUGACCGACAUGGAGAAAGAGCUGCAGACGUCACUCGACCAACUCCUGCAGGCCAGAAGGGCUCGUGAUCAGUGUCGCUCUGACAUGAGAGAUCUCCAGCAGCAGCUGUCUGACAUCCACGACGAGCUGGACAGCGCCAAGAGCUGCGAGGCCGGAGCGAGAGACGGGCUGCUGCAGGAUCUGUGCGUGCUGCAGGGCGAGUUCGAGGCGCUGCAGCGGGUGCAGGAGGAGCAGGAGGAGGCGUUACGCCGCAGGGAGAGGGAGCUGACGGCCCUGCGAGGAGCGCUGGAGGACGAGAUCUCUGCUCACGCCACAGACCUGCAGACACUGCAGGAGCAGCAGCAGCAGGAGAUUCACCGACUGCUGGAGGCCACCGACCAGGCCAAAGAGAGUGUGGCGCUGCUGGGACGGAAGGUUCUGGAGGUGGCGGAGGAGAAAGAAGCCAGUCAGACGCUGAUCUCAGACCUGACGCAGACUAAAGCAGAGCUCAUGCAGAAGACCGGCGCUCUGGAGGAGCAGAUCUCCUCUCUCAACCUCCUCAUCCAGCAGAAGGAGACGCAGGAGACGCAGCUCAGAGAACACGUGGAGCAGCUGAUGGUGGAGAAACAGAAUCUGGAGGAGGAGCUGCAGGAGGUCAGACAGCAGGAGGAGCACAUGUGUGGAGCCAACCGAGCGCUGACCAGACACCUGGAGGACACGCAGAGUGAGCUGAGCAGGUUGAAUCGAGCUCACCGUGAGCUGAAGGAGAGGUUUGAGGAGGAGAGCCGACAGAUGGAGGAGCUGCGGAGGAGACGCAGUGAGUUAGAGGAGGAGAGGAGGAGCCAGGAGCGAGUGUUUGAGCGGCUGCAGGAGGAGAUGAGUGCGGCGGUCGUGAACUCAGAGCAGGAGACGCAGCGGCUGCAGGAGGAGGUGGACGUGCUCAGAGAUCAGAGCCACAGAGAACUGGACACGCUACACACACAGCUGCACAACACACACACACAACUACACACACACACACACGCCGCACAGGAACACCAGAGAGAGCGGUGUGUGCUGGAGGAGAAACUCUCUCGCUGUGAGUUUGAUCUGAAUGAGGCAGAGCUGAAAUCUCAACAGCUGCAGAAGAGAAUUAAAGACCUGGAGGAGAAUCGACACACACACGACGACAGACACUACAAACUCAUGGAGGUGCGAGUGUGUGAGCUGGAGAGGAGUGUGAUGGAGGAGCGCAGCGGCUCAGACUCGCUCAUGAAGAGGCUGGAGAGAGGACGAGAGCAGAUGGAGCAGGUGAGAGCAGAACUGCUGCAGGAACGAGCCGCUCGACACGACCUGGAAUGUGACCGAAUCCGUCUGGAGCGACAGAAUAAGGAUCUGCGGAGCCGCGUGUCUCAGCUGGAGGGAUCUCAGCGCUCCGGGACGGACGCCGCCAUCUCCAAACUCCAGCUCCAGGUUCACGAGCUGGAGGAGAGGCUUCUGGGAGAGGAGAAAGAGAACGGAGAGCUGCAGCAGCUGAACCGCCGGCUGGAGCGCCGCAUGAAGGAGCUGACGCUGCACCUGGAGGAGGAGCGGCUGUCGCUGCAGGACCAGAGAGAUCAGCUGGCACUGCGUCUGAAAACACUGAAGCGUCAGCUGGAUGAGGCCGAGGAGGAGAUGGAGAGGCUGGAGAACAGCAAGAAGAAGCUGCAGAGAGACCUGGAGGAGCAGCAGGAGCUGAACGAGCAGCUGCACACCGAGCUCUGCGGCCUCAGGCGCAACAACAGACCCAAUAAACUACAGCCUACAGCUGAUGAUGAAGAUGAUGAUGAAGAUGAGACUGACGCAACACUAGACACACAAUAACCUCUGAACAUGUAACUCAUCACAACUACAGUAAACCAGCUGUCACUCAGAAUCAGGUUAAUUCAUGAGUUCACUCUCACUCCUCAUCAUGUGUGUUUGAUCAGAAAUCACUGUAAGAUAAAUAUGGUUCAUAUGUUUUAAUAAAGCAGAUAUCAAACUAC